CAAAGUCGAAAACAAUAUUUAGUUAGACUCUUUUCUUGCGCUCCAAGCAGCCACCACCACCUCCAUUUCAUUGUUCCUUUCCCUCUCUCAACCUCAAAUCACAAACAUUUUUGUUUUCUUUUCCGAGGAGAGAGCAACACAACAACCAAAACUAAAACCCAAACAACUAAGAAGCCUUAUAUUUUUUAUGAAGGACAAAAUGUUUCUCUCUAAUUAUGAUCACUCUGGUAAUUCUUUGAUACCAAACUUUCUCUACUCGUCUUCAUCGUCCAAAAUACUCCACGAGUUGAACGAUCCGAUGAACACAAACGGUGGAGUGUUUCAUCAAUCACCACCGUUGGUUUCUCCAUCAAAUGGUGGUGGUUUCCUGAUUCCGGCACCUAAAGAAAAGGUGGAGAUGUACUCUCCAGCUUUCUACGCUGCAUGUACGGCGAGUGGUAUGUUUAGUACUGGCAUCACCCACACGGCUGUGACUCCUAUCGAUGUGCUCAAGUGCAAUAUGCAGAUUGACCCAGCAAAGUACAAAAGCAUCAGUUCUGGAUUUGGAGUUUUGCUCAGGGAGCAGGGAUUCAAGGGCUUCUUUCGGGGUUGGGUGCCCACCUUGCUUGGUUAUAGUGCUCAAGGUGCUGGCAAAUUUGGAUUCUAUGAGUUCUUUAAGAAGUAUUACUCGGACAUUGUUGGGCCUGAGUACGCUUCCAAGUAUAAGACCUUGGUAUACCUUGCUGGUUCAGCAUCAGCUGAAGUGAUUGCUGAUGUUGCCCUCUGCCCAAUGGAGGCUGUGAAGGUCCGAGUCCAAACUCAGCCUGGUUUUGCCCGGGGUUUGGCCGAUGGGCUUCCCAAGUUUGUCAAGUCUGAAGGUGUUCUUGGAUUGUACAAAGGGCUUGUUCCUCUUUGGGGACGUCAGAUUCCAUAUACGAUGAUGAAAUUUGCUUCUUUUGAGACAAUUGUGGAGAUGAUGUACAAGUAUGCCAUCCCAACCCCAAAAGACCAAUGCAGUAAAUCUUUGCAGCUUGGAGUAAGCUUUGCUGGUGGAUAUGUGGCGGGUGUAUUUUGCGCAGUUGUGUCACAUCCUGCUGAUAAUCUGGUGUCUUUUCUGAACAAUGCAAAGGGAGCGAGUGUUGGUGAUGCGGUGAAGAAGCUGGGAUUAUGGGGUCUUUUUACUCGUGGCCUUCCCAUUCGUAUUGUCAUGAUUGGAACUCUUACUGGAGCCCAGUGGGGUAUUUAUGAUGCUUUCAAAGUUUUUGUUGGACUGCCAACAACUGGUGGUGCCCCUCCGCCUCCUGCAAAAGCAUGAAUUAUAGCUGAUGAUCAAACAUCAACAAGCAUUUAAUGUUUGGGAUUUUAGAGAAGAACUUUGUGCUUUGACGGAACACAAUAAUAGUGGUGAUGCUACUGGGUCAGGUGGCUCAAAUCGGGGCUGUUUUCUCCUCAAUAAGGACAUCCGUUGCUAGCUGGAAAUGUAUUCUCUUGUAGACGAUUUCUUUUUCAUUAUUCUUAUUCUUGCUGCUCCAAAUGUUUUUUCUCGAUAGGAUGUUCUUGAGUUCAUCCUUGCUUUAGUUAGAUAUGUACUUGAAAUUGUAGUCUGACUUUUGAUGUAUGGAAAGGUUCCGCAUGGUGGAAUAUGAGACUU
Molecule: messenger RNA, 1630 nt
Organism: Pistacia vera
Lineage: Eukaryota; Viridiplantae; Streptophyta; Magnoliopsida; Sapindales; Anacardiaceae
Product: mitochondrial phosphate carrier protein 3, mitochondrial-like
Exons: 6
Coding region: 188-1294 (368 amino acids)
Biological process (GO): mitochondrial phosphate ion transmembrane transport
Cellular component (GO): mitochondrial inner membrane
Molecular function (GO): phosphate transmembrane transporter activity
Source: RefSeq, a predicted model, not a curated record